Dermacentor albipictus is the source of this 2160-nucleotide messenger RNA. Its product is annotated as zinc finger CCCH domain-containing protein 10-like. Gene Ontology annotation, biological process: regulation of RNA splicing. Gene Ontology annotation, molecular function: metal ion binding; RNA binding. The record is from RefSeq and is a predicted model, not a curated record. NCBI's taxonomy places the organism in Eukaryota, Metazoa, Arthropoda, Arachnida, Ixodida, Ixodidae.
CAUCAAGACAACAACCUGAGCACGCAGGCUUCGUGUUCCAUUCCGGACGCUGUACCGUUCUUGUGCGUGAUAGCUGUGUUAGCGUCAAUUUUCGUGUUUGUUCGUGAGCGUUAGCGAUCAAAACCGUGACUUUCGAGUGCGAGUGCUUUUUCUAACAGGUGUUAGACGACGCAGGCAUUGCUACAGAUGCGGCCGGGCACAUCAUAAGGCGCUGCCGCGGCGAAGUCUCAUGCUUUUGCGGUCCGCUGCUGUUGCUGCUGCUGAUAGCGUCGUUUGACGGUGCUGCGUAUCAUCAUCGGCUUGAUGACCGACAAUCAGGAUUUGAGCUUUGCCGUCAGCGCUGUGAACGCUGUGGGAGCCGUGAGACCACCCGAAGCUCUGAUGGCGGUGUCGGGUACGAACGGCGGACUGGAUGCGCCGAACGUGUGCCGAGACUUCCUACGCAAGGUGUGUCACAGAGGCAGUCGCUGCAAGUUUGUGCAUCCUGAGGGACUAGACAACGAUGAUGCCCGCGGCACCAUGGAGCCUGUCUUCUGCCAUGAUUACCAGAACUCCGAGUGUCUGCGACCAAACUGCAAAUUCCUGCACUGCACUCGUCAGGAGGAAGAACUGUUCCGCACAACGGGGCGUCUGCCGCCCUCUGCCGGGGGUGUGUCUGAGCCACCACAGGUGGUGGGCAUGAUCCCGCCUGUCUGCAAAGAUUUCCUGAAGGGAGACUGCCGCCGCGCAGGCCGCUGCAAGUUCCGACACCUAGGAGAGGAGGAACCCGAGGCCAAGCGACGGGCCUUGGAUGACGAGAUGGGCUAUCGUGUGCUGCAGCAAGAGAAUGCCAUCUUGCGCCGCAAGGUGGAUGACUUGAAGAAGCAGGUGGCUGACCUGAUGGCCACCAACGAGUUUCUGCUGGACCAGAACGCAGCUUUGCGGCUGAGCAAGCAGGCACCCGCUGGUACCCAGCCGCUGGGUGUGAUCCCAACAGCGGCUGCGUUGGGGCCCGUGGCACCACUGGGUGGCACAGCCGACCUGACUUCCACACCACAGAGCAUGACACCCAUGAUGCCCGUGGUGCCAGUGUCCAUAUCAUCCAGCUUGCCAGCCUCCCUGUCACAGAGCCUUGCACAAACCAUAAUCACCAUGAGCAGCCCAUCAGCGCCACUGGUUUCCUACCCUGUCAUGACUCAAAGCCUGCGCCCAGUCAUUGCCCACCGCAUGACUCACUAGGCCCAUCCCAGGUGGCAACCAUACUCCCAAUCUCUCUUGCACUGGUCUGGAUUGUGUGAAGGGCAUGCCUCUUAAGUGAAGCAUGUGGCGAUGCAGUGACUGAAGCUGCACGUCCUAGUGCAACACCACCAUCUAGCUUUGAGACGUCACAUCUUGUUGGUACGGACAUUCUGCUGCUGGAUGGCAGCUGUAUUUGAUGCCAUUAGUUUUUCUGCUGUGGUGAUGCCCGCACAAAAUCCUGACAAGCGACAUGGAGAUCAUUUCCCCACCCCCCUCCAGUUCACCCCAAGUCCCCUGGAUACAAACCAUUCCUUUUCGGUUUGCGUGGCAUGGACUCGUGUUUCAACUCACCAGCUCUCCUGCUGCCUUAGUUGUGUCUGACACCAAGUUAAGGUGGGAAGCUGUACGAUGAUUAUUGCGAGACCUGGUGUAAAUGUUGCAAGUGCGUGGCUUCAAAGAGAACCAAAUGUGUUCUUGUACUGCUGGCUAAAAAAAAAAAAAAAUAUUAUUGCCAACAUUCUAAACAGUGGGUGAAAUGUCGGUGUGAAACUUCGCUUAAAUCUGACACUUUCUCUUAUUUUGUUCUUGUUUUUCUUUUUUUCGUAGGUGUGAUGCAUUCUUGGCUUUCUGUCUGGUUCCACAUAUUUUUAUAAGCAUGUUGAAUUUCCUCAUGGUGCUCUGUUGUUGCACACUGGUACAAUCACUGACAUGCAUUAUUGCUGCUGCUUUCAAACGUACAUUCUACUCUUCAUUGUUUCAUGCUUCUGUCAUGUUUCACAUUGGACACUUUUGUCACUGCAGUUCAACAAACUAUAUUCUGACAAACCAUCACAACAGGAGCACAGCAACAUUAUUGAAUUGUCAGUGCUGCUUCACAUCUUGCACCGUUCUGUGUACAUUCAGAAAAAAAAUAUUGAAAUAUGCUCUUUUCUUAGUCCUGUA